Molecule: messenger RNA, 2544 nt
Organism: Halichondria panicea
Lineage: Eukaryota; Metazoa; Porifera; Demospongiae; Suberitida; Halichondriidae
Exons: 2
Coding region: 46-2544 (832 amino acids)
Source: RefSeq, a predicted model, not a curated record
UCUGAGACCCUCCCUCCUUUUUUUGCAGAGAUUUCUAAGUAAACGAUGGCAUCUGAGGCAGAGGUCAGUGCUUUUCAGGCAUUAUACAGUGAUCUGAAGGAUGUCCUAAAGAGUGGAGUAGGUGAUCUAACAGAUAAAGCUUUCUCAAAAGGACUCAUCUCAGAAGAAGUGAAAAGCCAAGUCACAAGUCGGCUUGUGAGUCUCACUGAAGGAGAGAGGACACAGAUUUUUCUGGAUGCCAUUAAUAACAGGAUUAAAGUAGACAGAAGUGCUUUUGAAGACUUUCUUACAAUUCUGGAAGAUGAACCAGCAUUCAGUACGAUUGGGCAAAGGCUGAAAAAACAGUCAACUAAAAUUGAUGUGCAGCAAUCCAAAGCCAAUGUCAAUGGAAUUUCUAAACGGAACACAGCUAUACUGGUUGCUCUACUGUGUUUAGGAAUUGGACUGUACUUGUUUUGGUAUCCGCCAGCUUCUGUGAACAUCAACAAACCCAAAGUGGACGGAAUUAGCAUACAAAGCUCUACUGAUCUACAAGAAUACAGAGAAUCUAUCCAGCAAAAUCUUCCGAAAAUGAGCGAACCAUUUAUUGGUCGAGCUGAUUACUUGAGAACGCUCAUUAAACACACUCUUCGUAAUUCUAUUCGUGUCACCAAUAUAAAUGGUCCACCGGCUUUUGGGAAAUCACGGCUAGCUAUUAGACUUGGUGAAAUGUUGUUGGAGAAACACACAGACAUUAUUAAGAUUGUUCGGUACGUGGACACUGAAACAGCUAGUCAAUCAGAAUAUAUUUGUUCUAAAUCCAAAAUGGAAGGCUCCCCAAGUAUGAAAUCACUCACUAACGUGAAAGAACCACAAGAAAGCACUACAUCGAGUAAUGAUAUGAGUUUAUGCCAGUGGAUCAGAGAAUUAAAACAGCGUUCAAUUCUUAUAUUAGACAACUGUGACCAUAUCCUGCAUAACGAUUACGAACAUUUCACCAACAUUAUAAACGAUCAUUUGAACGAACAUAACACAACAUUGACCAUUGUAAUAGUUUCCCAAGAGAAACUUUUCUUUACAAGUACAAGUUUUUUUGCUUUACACAUCAAGGAAUUGUCGGCAGAGGAUUCUAGAGCAAUGUUGAAGUAUUAUGUGCCCAUUAUCAAUGACGAGCAAGCAGACCAGCUCUCAAUUGCUGUUGGCCAAUGUCCGUUAGCACUUAAAGUUGUGGGAAGGCUGCUUCAGGAAAGAGGAAUAGACAACUUUGGGUCUCUGCUAAAAGAUUUAAAUGAUCAGCCAGUCCGAAUUUUGUCAAACAAAGUGACCAUUGAGGAAGAAAAAUUCCGUACAGUUAUGGAUAUUGCUUACAAACAUUUGGACAAACGUACUCAAACAUGCAGUAGACUUUUUAGCCAAUUUCCAGGACCAACCAGCUAUAAAAUGGAAGAGACGGUUCUAGGAUCAGUUGUGGAUAUUGAAUGUGUUGACGAUGUAAUUCGCAAGUCGUUGAUUGAGGAGAUUUACAUUGGUGAUGAAACAAGACAUUCAAUGCACAAAUUAAUCAGGAAGUAUCUUGAUGAAAUGGUUGAAUACAAAUAUUGGGAGGGUUUUAGAAGGAAAUUCAUUGAUUUUUAUUCUAACUAUUUAAUGCAACUUCUGAAACGUCAAUAUGGACAGUCUGAGAAGUUAAAUGAUAAGGAGGACUUUACUAUCAAAUAUUUAGAACGUCUCAAUAUAGACCAUUUUCAAACAGUUCUUUCGGAGAUAAAAAAUGAUCCUCUAGAAGUGGACAAGGUGUUAGCUGUCAGCUAUUUAAUUCAAGAGGAUCUACUCAAUAGUGAUCCAUUUGUGGCAGGACGAAUAUUAUUUGCAGCUCACAACUCUUACAAAGAGCUAUCGAUGUUUAAAACAGUUUGCACUUACUCGUCUGAUGUCAUCUGUGCCAGAAUAUUGUGGAAAGUGUUUGUCGACAUCGGAGCUUCCAAAUGUGCAAACAUCGUUCGUACGAAAGAUUUCUGUGAUUCACUGCUUGACUGCAAAAAUUUGACCGCAUUGAAACAUCAAAAUACAUUUGAUUUAAUUCAGAAAGCAGUCAUCACCGAUUAUAACUAUACAUCCGAUAACCUUCAAAUGUUAUUUUUUGAAAAACUUACCGAAAAUUUCCAUGAAUGCGAACUUUCAAGUUGGCGUCUGAUACAACUAGCAAAAUUUAUCCCAUGGUUAAUGGGUGAAAGUACAUUAUUAGCGGGUGCAAUACUUGGCACGGCACUAAUUUUGUUUGGUGUUGUGAGCUUAGUGAAGUGCUGCAGGAACCCACCCUCCGUACGCUCUGCUACUGCAUCAAUAGUUAAUUUGGGGAAGAAAAGGGGAUGCUGCACACACUGGAAAAAAAUAUUGGAGUGUGUUGGGGGUAUUAUUAUUUAUAUUUUUAUUUUUAUUUAUUUAGAGCCAAUUAGCAAUAUAACAAGGGCUAUUUAUUUGAGUAUAAUAAAAAUAUUGUAUUAUUUUUUUAGCGUUCUUGAUGGAUAUGUUUCAGAAUCUGUGGAUACAGAUCUUGCUUAUUAA